CCAGACGGGGCGGGGAGCAGAGCGAACGCCACUCCCCGGGCUCGCCGCAGUAGCCCCGGGGGCCCCGCCGCCGCGUAAGGCAGCGCGCCGCCCCCUCGCGGUUCUUUGCACCACGGGCUGGUGGAGGGAGCCGCCGCGGGUCUGGGACAGAGCAGAACUCGCAGCAGAAGUGGCUGAGAUGACUUCCUCAAACGAAUAUGGAUCCAGUUCCUGGGAGCUCAUUGUCACAGUCGAUCAUCAGUAUGAAGAAGAGCAAAAGGAAUUUACACUUCGGGUCUCGGGAGACCUGCAUGUUGGUGGAGUGAUGCUUAAAUUAGUAGAACAAAUCAAAAUCUCACGGGAUUGGUCAAACUAUGCUCUUUGGUGGGAGCAAAAGAAGUGCUGGCUUCUAAAGACCCAUUGGACGCUGGAUAAAUGCGGGGUGCAGGCAGAUGCCAAGCUGCUCUUUACAACACAGCACAAGAUGCUGCGCCUCCGCUUGCCAAACAUGAAGACCGUGCGGCUGAAGGUCAGCUUCUCCUCGGUGGUGUUCAAGGCUGUCAGUGAGAUCUGCAAAGCCCUCAAUAUUAGACGGUCAGAAGAACUCUCUCUGUUGAAACAGUCGGAAGAUACUUUGAAAAAGAAAAAGAAAAAAGACAAGAAUAACAAAGAACCAGUCAUAGAAGACAUUUUAAAUCUGUACAACUCCCCAGUGAUUUCAGGAUCACCAGCAAGUCCUGGUUUAUAUAGUAAAACCAUGACUCCCAUGUAUGAUCCUGUUAACGGAACACCAGUCUCUUCGACGGUCACGUGGCUCAGGGACAGCCCUCUGGCUGCACCCAACUGCAGCAUCCUUGCCUUCAGCCAUCCCAACUAUUCUCCGGAAACACUGGCUGAAAUGUACCAGCCUCGGACCUUAGCUGACAAAGCCAAACGUAAUGCAGGCUGGCUGGAUUCAUCGCGAUCGCUUAUGGAACAAGGUGUCCAGGAAGACGAUCAGCUUCUCUUGCGCUUUAAGUACUACUCUUUCUUUGAUCUGAAUCCAAAAUAUGAUGCAGUGCGAAUAAACCAGCUCUAUGAGCAAGCCCGCUGGGCUAUCCUAUUGGAAGAAAUCGAUUGCACAGAGGAAGAAAUGUUGAUCUUCGCUGCAUUGCAGUAUCAUCUAAGCAAGUUGUCGUUAUCAUCCGAGGCGCAAGACUUCACAAGUGAAUCUGAAGUGGAUGAAGUGGAGGCCGCACUUUCCAAUCUGGAAGUAACGCUGGAAGGUGGAAAAACGGAUAGCAUUUUGGAGGACAUUACAGACAUACCGAAACUUGCAGACAAUCUCAGGCUAUUUAGGCCCAAGAAGCUAACACUGAAAGCCUUCAAGCAGUAUUGGUUUGUCUUUAAGGACACUUCAAUAUCUUAUUUUAAAAACAAGGAAUCUGGGCACGGAGAACCCAUUGAGAAGCUAAACCUAAAAGGAUGUGAGGUUGUACCAGAUGUAAACGUAGCAGGGAGAAAAUUUGGAAUUAAACUACUAAUUCCUGUGGCUGAUGGCAUGAAUGAAGUGUAUUUGAGAUGUGAUAAUGAAAAUCAAUACGCCUUCUGGAUGGCUGCUUGUAACUUAGCGGCCAAGGGCAAAACGAUGGCAGACAGCUCUUACCAGCCCGAGGUGCAGAACAUCCUUUCGUUCCUGAGGAUGAAGAACCGGCCCAUGUCUCCGCAGGUGGUCUCUGAUCCAGAGAGCAUGGGCAUGAAACCGGAAUGCUUUGUCUCGCCGCGCUAUGCCAAAAAAUAUAAGUCCAAACAGUUGGCCGCCCGCAUUCUGGAAGCUCACCAAAACGUGGCACAAAUGUCGCUAGUGGAAGCCAAGUUGCGCUUUAUCCAGGCGUGGCAGUCCCUCCCGGAGUUUGGUUUAACAUACUACAUUGUAAGGUUUAAAGGAAGCAAGAAAGAUGAUCUUCUGGGUGUUUCCUAUAACCGGCUGAUCAGGAUAGAUGCAGCCACUGGGGACCCGAUCACAACGUGGAGAUUCUCCAGUAUGAAGCAGUGGAACGUGAACUGGGAAAUACGUCAGGUCGCCAUUGAGUUUGACCAGAAUGUCUCCAUUGCUUUCACAUGCCUGAGUGCAGAUUGCAAGAUUGUCCAUGAAUACAUUGGGGGUUACAUCUUCCUGUCAACUCGUUCUAAAGACCAAAAUGAAACACUGGAUGAAGAUCUGUUUCAUAAAUUAACUGGUGGCCAGGAAUAAGGUGAAACCAUGUUGGUUUGUGCUGGCAAAAAGGACCAGAAACUAUGUAAGGUUUUUCCUCUACACGGUUAUGUUUGUACACUGACAGAACAACACAGACAGAGUAUUUCACCCUGUGUCAGAGCAGGGAAUGCUUCCACUGUGUGAGGUACAUAUUGAAACUGAGGUCACCGAGGUGGAAUGAGCCUACCCUUGAUCAACAUUAGGGAAAUGAGACUCCUUUGGUUGGUGGUUUUUAUGCUACGUGAAGAUGUCACCGAAGAUUCACUUUAUCUUGAUUGGGAAACAUCUGUCAACAUUCUUUCCUGUUUAACUUAGAUGACUGAUUUUAGUAUCCUGUACAGAACAUGAGGGUGUUGGGAUACACGUCCUGUUUUCUGUUACACAUUUGUGCAACUGGCAUUGCCUUCCCAUUUUCUAGAAUAUUGCAGGAUGAAUAGAGCUAACGGUAUAUAAAUAUAUAUUUGAAGUCUGUAGUACUGGAACAAAAUACUGCCUGGCAUGUACAUAAUAUGGUCCUUCUAGUCCUCUGUCUUGCACACAGAACUAUCAGUCCCUGAGUUUUAGUUAAGGAUACAGCCCUGCAAACAGUGAACGCCUUAGUUGGACUGUUCACAAGCAUGAAGUCAGAGACCGCUCCUGUGCAUAAAGAUAUUAAUCUUGGCACCUAAACAUGAAUCUUUUGGGAACUAUUUGAAUUGUGAUGUUCAAAUUGUGUUAAUGGCUAUGUCUCCACUAUUAAUACUUGACAUAAGCCUAUAAAUGGGCUCCCUUGUUAUUUUAUGAAUAUGACAUUAAAUUCUGGGCAAAUUAUUCUAUGUUGUUAUCUAACAUGAGACCAAAAUUACCUGUGGGAACGUUGGUAGUAAAAUCCGUAAUGCUGAGUGCUUUGGAUAUCAAAUCCAUACUAUUCACAAUCGCUGCAAAAAAAAAUCCUUCUUUGUUGGACAGACAGGUCCAGCGGCGUUAGUGGUGAGGCCCAUGCUGACUUCCGAGGGAUUUUAAAUCAGGCCUGAAAUGUUCAACUGUUGACAGAGUGCUCGACCAUGGGACAGGCAAAUUGAGGUACACUCAUCCAUGCAGACAAGUUAAAUGCCAUGGAUACACUUAAGGAAAUACGGCACCGAGCCCCUCGGUUACUUUCACACACCUGAGAUUUCGUGCAUCCUGAGAUGUUGGACUUCUCACUAGGGAUGUAAAAUCCAGUUUAAUUAAUUAACUUGUUAAACAUUAAGUUUAGCCAGUUAAUCAAUUAAACAGGGUGGGCAAGGGUCUGCUUCAGCUCCCAUUGGUUAACUGUAAUCUGUUAACAAUCAACAUCCCUACUUGUCACUUCAAAAUCCUUGCUAGGUGGUGUUUAUUCGGGCUGCUGGGCCUCGUUCUUCUCUCCUUUGGUCUAGUUUUACUCCAGUCUCUCUCAGUUACAGUGGAGUGUAUGAGCGGGGUGGGGAAGGAGGUCAAGUGACUUGAAACAGGAGGGGGAGUUGUAGAGGUGCAUUAUACACCCACACCAGGGAGAGGAAGAGGAGCAUUCCCUCUUUUAGCACCACUGCUCCCCUUGCUUUAGCUUUCUGUGGGAGGAAAGUCCGACCCAAUGGUGUUCUAUUAGUGAAAUUCACUCCGGGUGCAGAGGGGCGGUACCAGGCCUUCCAUGCUACUUAAAGCCUACACAAGAGCUGCUAAUGAUAAUCGUAGCUAUGGUAACUUUCUUUUCAUUGUUAGAUCUCAAAAAACAUUACAGAGGAAGUCAAUGUCAUUAUCAGAUUGGGAAACUGAGGCACAGGGGAGGGAUGGGACUUGCCUCAGGUCUCCCAGCAGAGCCAGGAAUAGAACCAUGGUCGUUUCAGCGCACUAGCCGCUAGGCAACACAGUGCUGCGGACCCAGGGAGGCAGCAGUGCAGGCAUGCCUGCACUCACUAGGCAAUUGAAGAACCGAUCUUGUGAUUCAAGGUGCAGGCUGUUGAUUUCGAAGAAGGAUUCUGCCUUUGCUCAUUCUGUGAGGAGCUCCUCCAUGUUCCCCCAGCGUGGUAAAGCUGCAGCUAGCCGCCAGGCCCUGCGUGGCAGGCUGUGUAAAUAUGAAUGUUUGUGCGGUAAGAUUUUGAAACUUUUCCCACUCUAGCCCAGCUUGGAACCCAUUGCUGCUGAUCCAGCCCUUACAUAAAUCCAGAGUUUUAUUCCACUGUACAUCGAACGCACGAGUAACUUCAGCGUUCAUGGUUUUGUUAGAGAAAAGAAACUGCCCCCCAGUAAAAAAGUUUGGCCAGGCCGUUCUUGACUCCUUGAGAGAAACCGGCCGCACCCUUCCUGCAUACCAUUGCCU
Pelodiscus sinensis (Chinese soft-shelled turtle) is the source of this 4532-nucleotide messenger RNA. RefSeq names its product FERM domain containing kindlin 1 (gene FERMT1). Gene Ontology annotation, cellular component: focal adhesion. The record is from RefSeq and is a predicted model, not a curated record. Gene Ontology annotation, molecular function: integrin binding. Gene Ontology annotation, biological process: integrin-mediated signaling pathway; cell-matrix adhesion. NCBI's taxonomy places the organism in Eukaryota, Metazoa, Chordata, Testudines, Trionychidae.